AUGCCCUCCAUCACGGGCUACCUGUCCCGCUAUUUCAGCCACGAGAAGCCCAAGCCCCCUCCAAUCACGACCGGUACGGCCUCGGCCUUGCUUGUGAUCUACACGCUGGUCUACGUCCUGCCGUUUUACCUGUCGUCCACCACCAGGCCGUCCAGGACCCUCUCCCGGGAUGCGCCCUCUGUCAUCCGGGCCCGCAUAACCUCUGUGACCCUCACAUGCGUCUUCUGCUCCGUGUCGACCUUUGUGAUCCUCACUUCCCAAGGUCAUGCAACCAGGCCGGAUGCGCUCCGCUCCAUGGGCUACUGGCCCGUGGGCCUGGCCGAGGCGGCCAGGUCGCUCCUGCUGACGGCCAUCCUGUUCGUGGGGCCCUUGUAUGAGACCUUCAUUGUCCAUGGCGCCUGGCGUGACUGGCUGAGCUUGCAGCCGGUCUCUGAGCUGUUCAACGAAUGGACUACGUGGCGUAACAUUGUCGCUGGCCCGUUCACGGAGGAGGUGCUCUUCCGGUCAGCAUCGGUGCCUUUGAUGCUCUUGGCCCAAACCUCAGUGACCAAGACUAUCUUCCUGUCGCCAGUCAUAUUCGGUCUGGCACACUUGCACCAUUUCUACGAGUUCAGGCUCUCGCAUCCCCAGGUUCCAGUCUCGGUAUCAGUGCUGCGCUCGUUGGUCCAGCUAACGUACACUUCCUUGUUCGGCGCAUAUGCCACCUUCCUGUUUCUCCGUACCGGUAGCCUGCUAGCCAUUUUUGUCGUGCAUGCGUUCUGCAACUGUAUGGGCUUCCCUCGCUUCUGGGGACGCGUCGAGCCACUCAACGAGAACGAGGAUUCCAAGUCCAAGCCGUCGAUCAUGUGGUCGGUGAUCUACUACGUCCUGUUGUUCGUUGGGGCCGGCCUGUGGUGGAAGAACCUAGGACCGUUGACCCAGAGCGCCAAUGAGUUAGUGCCGGUCAAGAUCUGA
This is a messenger RNA of Neoarthrinium moseri, 954 nucleotides long. RefSeq lists its product as uncharacterized. Bases 1 to 954 code for a protein of 317 amino acids. Gene Ontology annotation, biological process: CAAX-box protein processing. Lineage: Eukaryota; Fungi; Ascomycota; Sordariomycetes; Amphisphaeriales; Apiosporaceae. The transcript has 4 exons. Gene Ontology annotation, molecular function: metalloendopeptidase activity. Gene Ontology annotation, cellular component: endoplasmic reticulum membrane. The record is from RefSeq and is a predicted model, not a curated record.